UAUUUUAAUUUCUUGUAUUUUCGUCCAUUUUUGAGAAAUACAAAAUAUAUUUAUUUUCCUAAUUUCCUUUUCUAAUUUUGUUCAACCUGGUAAUUUUAGAGAAGAAAGUUUGAAUUUGAAGUAUUUUUAUAAUAAGUUUAAACUUUAAAAUAAACUAAUAGUGUGAAGUAUCCCAUUAGUAACCACAUAAGAAUUAAGAAAUAUAGCAAUAUAUUUGUACGAUACAAAAUAUUUAACAAUUGUUUAAUUAAAUAUUAUUUAAUUAUUUAAUGGACGAGUUGCAAGCAUGGGAAGACUUAGCAAACAUACCACCAGAUCCACCUGUGAUGCGCGAAGUUUGUACAAACUGCAAAAGACCAAUGGUUGUUUGUUGGUGUUCUGCAUUGCCUACAGAAAGGUUAAACCCUCGAAGCAGAGUUAUAUUAUUACAACAUCCUGCUGAAGAAAAGAGAUGUCUACGAACUGCACCAAUGUUGCAAUUAGGUUUAUCACAAAAUAAGUGCCUUAUAUAUAAAGGAAAGAAAUUUCCUCAACCAAGACAUGAAGACUUAGAGAGUAUUCUAAAUCAACCAAAUACAGUUUUGUUAUAUCCAAGUAAAACAGCAAUAGAUAUAAGAGACUUGGAGAAUGACUCUGAAUCUUAUAAUCUCAUACUGAUUGAUGGAACAUGGCCGCAGGCGAAAGCUAUAUACACUUCUAGUCCAAUACUUCAUAACAUCAAACAAGUGAAACUACUGACCCAUAUUACAAGUAGCUACAUUAUAAGGACACAGCCCACAGAAGGAUGCUUGAGUACUCUGGAGACAGCUGCGGAGGCACUAUCACAGCUUGAAGGAGACUAUUCUUAUAGGGAUCAACUUAUCCAGCCUCUACAUAUAUUAUGCAAAUAUCAAUUAGAAAAUGGUGCAGUGACACAUCAAUCAAAAGAGUUUUUACUUAAAACAAAAAUGUAUCCUAAGUUGAUUGGCAAGAGAUUAUCUAAACUAUUAAGAUCUACAAAUGAAUUUGUAAAUCAAACUUAAUUAUACAUUUACAGAUAUACAAUUGUUUAUACAUAUACAGGAAUAACACUUUUUAUAAGGUUCAGUACUAAGUAAACUUGGUAGGGUUUUUUUAUUAUAGUUACAGCUUUGAAUUUUUUUUUAUGUAGGAAAGUAUUGCUUUCA
Molecule: messenger RNA, 1166 nt
Organism: Achroia grisella
Lineage: Eukaryota; Metazoa; Arthropoda; Insecta; Lepidoptera; Pyralidae
Gene: Dtwd2
Product: tRNA-uridine aminocarboxypropyltransferase 2
Exons: 2
Coding region: 270-1022 (250 amino acids)
Source: RefSeq, a predicted model, not a curated record